UAACUGAAAAUCCCAAAAAAAAAAAAACCACAUGGGAGUGCACGGUCUCUGGGAACUACUAGCCCCCGUGGGUCGCCGCGUGUCCGUCGAAACCCUCGCCGGAAAAAAGCUCGCCAUCGAUGCGAGCAUAUGGAUGGUACAAUUCAUGAAGGCGAUGCGAGACGAGAAAGGCGAGAUGGUUCGGAACGCACAUUUGUUAGGGUUCUUUCGCCGAAUUUGCAAGCUUUUGUUCCUCAGAACCAAGCCUGUUUUCGUCUUCGACGGCGCCACCCCCGCUCUCAAGCGCCGCACCGUCAUCGCCCGCCGCAGGCUCCGCGAUAAAGCCGUCGCUAAGGUCCGAAAGACCGCCGAGAAGUUGCUCCUCAAUCAGCUCAAGGCAAUGAAGCUGAAAGAACUAGCAAAGGAUAUUGAGAAGCAGAAGCAGAAGCAGAAGAAUGAUCCCAAGGGUGAGACAAUUUUGUCAGAUCAAAUCAACAUGGAGGGCAGUCAGUCAGAAAGGAAUGAUAGUGUUUCUGGGAGUCUCAAUCAGGAGAAGCUAGAUGAAAUGCUGGCAGCAUCUAUUGAAGCAGAGGAACGUAGGAGGUUUGCUAACAAUGCAUCGACAUCCUCUGCUGCUGCUGCUCUUCCUUCCGAGGAGGAGGAUGGCAGUGAUGAAGAAGUGAUGAUACUGCCACCAGAGCAUGGUGAAGUUGAUCCAGCUGUGUUAGCAGCUUUACCUCCAUCGAUGCAACGUGAUCUUCUUGUUCAGCUCAAGGGAAAGAAGAUGAAAAAUUUGACAGUGGAUGUUGAGAACCAGAGACAGAUGAAGGAUGAUGACUCCAAGGGUAAGAAGAUUUUGUCAGAUGAAAUUGAUGUGCUUGCUUAUACUCCAAACAAUGAUGAUCUGGUAUCGAGGAGUGACAAUCAGGAAAAGCUAGAUGAAAUGUUGGCAGCAUCUAUUGCAGCAGAGGAACGGGAUGUAGCUAACAAUGUAUCUGAAUCUGGUGCUCCUUUUGCUUCUGAGGAUGAGGAUGGGAAAGAAUAUGAAGACGAAGAUGAAGAUGAAGAUGAAGAAAUGAUGCUGCCUGCAAUGAAUGGUGAAAUUGAUCCAUCUGUUUUAGCUUCUUUGCCUCCAUCAAUGCAACUUGAUCUUCUUGUUCAGAUGAGAGAAAGAUUGAUGGCAGAAAACAGACAAAAAUAUCAGAGAGUCAAGAAGGAUCCUUCAAAGUUCUCUGAGCUGCAAAUACAAGCUUAUCUUAAAACUGUUUCUUUCCGUCGGGAGAUAGAUGAAGUGCAGAAAUCUGCUGCAGGGAGGGGAGUAGGAGGUGUACAGACUUCUAGGAUUGCAUCUGAAGCCAACAGAGAAUUUAUUUUCUCGUCAUCAUUUACUGGUGAUAAACAAGUUCUUACGUCAGCCAAAGCACAGAGAAAUGUAGAUAAGAAACAAGAUACACAGAGGGAGCGCCCUUCUCAAGAUUCAACCAAUAAUGUAGCAUCUACCAGUAAAUCUGAUACUGUGACUAGUUCAGUAGAGGGGCUCAAUGAAUCUAGAACGGUUUCUGAUGACAAUAUUGAGACAUUUCUGGAUGAGAGGGGGCGUUUUCGUGUCAGUAGAGUAAGAGCCAUGGGGAUCCGUAUGACCCGUGAUAUACAAAGGAAUUUGGAUUUGAUGAAAGAGAUUGAGAAUGAGAGUGCAAAUUUGAAGAAGAUUGCAAAUACUCGAACUAUGCUCAAUAGAAGUGAAAUUAGUCUCCCAGUAAGUUUUCCUGGUGAAGGUCAUUCUUUAGAAACUUCACAUGACAGAAAUAGUGAAUCUGUUGAUUUGAAUCAGAGAAAUGAGGAAUCCAUGUUAAAAAUUGAUUCUUCCAUAGAGAUAUCCUUUGAGGAUGAGGGGGAUAACAAAUGUCUUGAUUGUGAUGAUGAUCUAUUUGCUUGUUUAGCAGCUGUAAAUCCAGUAAGAAUCACUACUGACAACAUCCUGUCAAGGAAGCAACCUUCUAAUUCUGAUUCAGACUGUGACUGGGAGGAAGGAAUCAUCGAAGGGAAAGGUAACAAUUUUUCUAAUGAUGUUAGAGGGGAAAUUACGCCCUCCCUUGAGGAAGGUAACGUUAAUGAUGAGAGUGAGGUGGAAUGGGAGGAAGGAGUUUGUGACUUCCCUAAAAGCACCUCCUCUUGUCAAGCUGAAUCAAGAACAGUUUCUAAAGGUUGGUUGGAAGAAGAGGCUGAUAUGCAGGAGGCAAUAAGGAGGAGUCUUGAGUAUGCAGGGGAUAAGGAAACUAGUCUUAAUAUGCCUCAAUACGAGAACAUUUCCGCAGAAAAUGUUCAUGAAGGUAUUGGACUCUUUGAACAAAAAAACAAUAUGGUUAAGAAGCUUUUGCUGGAGGAGAAUGGAGCUAAAAAAAAAGAAUCAUUUUGUGAAAUUGUGGAUGGAGUGGAGAAGCCAGAUAAUGUGGCUGGAAUAACUGUCUCAGAAGCCAUUAAUUCUUCUGGGAGUCAGUCAAACUCAUCUGUGGCUUAUAAUUCUGAUCACUCCGGAAUGCUGAUAAAUAAGCCAUGUGAAACCUAUGUAGGUUCCUGUUCUGAACAAUCAACUCAAGAUGAAAGCAAGAAGGGGUGUUUGUACAGAAAAAUGCCUUGUGCUGAAUCUGUGACCCCUAUGGAAAAGGAGGCCCCUGUGAUUGCAGAACAACUUUUGGAUACAUUUAGUGCAGGUGCUAGCUUAUCUACUUUUCCUAACAGGGGUUCAGAGGGUAGUUCUCAUAUUGCUGAUGCCAUAUCUGGUGCCAAUACCAAUAGCAUUCGCAUUGGUGAUAAGAUAAAUGACACUGAAGCUGAACCAAUACAUUUUAAUGAUGAGGCUGACCCUGCCUUUCCUCUGAAGAAGUUAUCCACAAAAUACUUAACAAAUGACAUUGAUUUUCCGCAGAAGUUGGCUGCAGAAAAUAAAUAUGACAAUCAUGCUGAGGAAAGGGAGCAAAACAAGGGAAAAGAUCCCUUUGAGGUAAAUGAAAAUUUGCAGUUUGAAGUCGCAGAGGCUAAUUUGGAGGAGGAAAUGCUAAUUCUAGAUCAAGAAUAUAUGAAUCUAGGAGAUGAGCAGAGAAAGCUUGAGCGUAAUGCAGAAAAUGUCAGCAGCGAGAUGUUUGCAGAAUGUCAGGAACUACUGCAGAUGUUUGGAUUGCCUUAUAUAAUUGCACCGAUGGAAGCAGAAGCUCAGUGUGCUUAUAUGGAACUUGCAAACCUUGUUGAUGGUGUUGUGACUGAUGACUCUGAUGUGUUUUUGUUUGGGGCAAAAAGUGUUUACAAGAAUAUAUUUGAUGAUCGAAAAUAUGUCGAGACAUACUUCAUGAAGGACAUUGAGAAGGAGCUUGGCCUGACAAGAGAAAAAUUAAUUCGGAUGGCGUUGCUUCUUGGAAGUGAUUAUACUGAAGGUGUCAGUGGGAUUGGCAUUGUCAAUGCUAUUGAGGUUGUAAAUGCAUUUCCUGCGGAUGAUGGCCUCCAUAAAUUCCGGGAAUGGAUUGAGUCACCAGAUCCCACCAUCCUUAAGAAGUUUGAUGCUGAAACAGGAUCAAGUUCGAAAAAAAGGGGACCUAAAGUUAGUGAUGGUUUGAAUUGCUCAAAAAGCAAUAUAAAUGAUGUGUCUGCAUUGGACCAAAACAUUUCCCAAGCUCAAGAGCAGAAGCAGUCUGUAAUUGACAUGCAAGACAUAAAGCAGAUUUUCAUGGAUAAGCAUAGAAAUGUGAGCAAGAACUGGCACAUUCCUUCUUCAUUUCCAAGUGAAGCAGUUAUAACAGCCUACUCUUCCCCACAAGUGGACAAGUCAACUGAGCCUUUCACAUGGGGAAAGCCAGAUCAUUUUGUUCUUCGCAAAUUGUGUUGGGAAAAGUUUGGUUGGGGUAGCCAGAAGGUAGAUGAGUUGAUAGUACCUGUUCUGAAGGAGUACGCUAAACAUGAGACUCAAUUACGGCUGGAAGCAUUUUACACUUUUAAUGAACGAUUUGCAAAAAUUCGUAGCAAGAGAAUUAAGAAAGCUGUUAAAGGAAUCACUGGAAACCAAGCCUCAGAGUUGAUGGAUGAUCCCUUGCAAGAGGUUUCUAAAAGUAGAAAGAAAAGAAGAGUAAGCCCUGCUGAACCUGGGGAUAAAAACUUUGAAAAGCCUUCAAAGAAAAUAAAGGAGAGUGAUGUUCAGAAUCAGAGGAAAUAUUCAGAAAAAUCUACACCCAAGCAGUUAAGGAAAAGGAGGAAUGGUGGGGAGUCUGUUCCAUCUAUAGAGGAGAAUCUAGAAACAACUAUGGAGGAAGAAGGCAGGCGAAAUCAGAACAGAAGAUUGCAUGGGAAAGGAAGAGGCAGAGGAAGAGGGAGAGGCAGGGGAGUAGGCCGAGGAAGGGGUAAAAGAAGUUCUGGUUUGGAAUCUUGUGAAAGCAGCGAGGAUGACAGUGGUGAUGAACAAGAAGUUCUUGUGGACAAGAUAGAAGGGCCAGAAGAAGCGAGAAGGUCAAGGCGAUUUCAGAAGCCUGUGAAUUACAGUGUGAAUGACUUGGAAGCUGAUGAUGCAGACAAGUCAUCAGACCGAAGUGAUAAAGGAUACUCUGAUGAAGAGGCAGUAGAAUUAGAUCUAUCUUCGGCCCAGGGUGUAAGUGGAGAUGCUGCUGCUGGUCAUGACGAAAAGAAACAACAUGAUUCAGGAGCUCCUGCUCUUGAGGAGCACUUGCAUAGAGACAAUGUAGAAACGGGUGGCAGGUUUUGCACUGACAAAUUUGAAAUUGGUCAACCAGAUGUGAGCCCACAUGGCGAUUCUUUUGAGGCUGAGUUUUCCAAACACUACCUCGAAAUAGGAGGUGGAUUUUGCUUGGAUGAAGAUGAGACACAGAAUGACCAAGAUGGAGCUCAUGACCCAACUAUGGCUACUGCCUCAGGAAAUGCUGAGCUAUCCCACUGCUCUGGUUUAAUGGAUGAAGCAGAUCUUGAUUGUGGUUCAGUUCAAUUUAACUUGGGCCCCAAAGGUGCCUUAAAUGAAGCCCAAGAUAGUGAGAAGACAGACGCAUAUGAUACCGAGUCCAAACUGGACCAUCUAAAUGCCUCAAGUAAUGAUAAUAAUUCCAAGGAGCAUGUGUCCCUGCAGGAUAAUGCUAAAAAUGAUACUGGGACCACCUCUGUUGGAGGUCUAAGUGCUAUGCCUUUUUUGAAAAGAAAGCGCAGGAAGAGCUAAAACCAGUAAAUUAAGGGUGUUUUUAGAUCAGUUUAUUCUCCUUUUGUUUUUAUUUAUGACGAAAAUGCACUUUUGGUCCCUACAUUUUGGGUCAUUUCUCAA
Quercus lobata is the source of this 5287-nucleotide messenger RNA. RefSeq names its product 5'-3' exonuclease family protein (gene UVH3). Gene Ontology annotation, biological process: nucleotide-excision repair. Gene Ontology annotation, cellular component: nucleus. Gene Ontology annotation, molecular function: single-stranded DNA binding; DNA endonuclease activity. The record is from RefSeq and is a predicted model, not a curated record. NCBI's taxonomy places the organism in Eukaryota, Viridiplantae, Streptophyta, Magnoliopsida, Fagales, Fagaceae.